Messenger RNA from Hemiscyllium ocellatum (epaulette shark), 4254 nucleotides. It is a transcript of the gene per2, whose product is annotated as period circadian clock 2. The record is from RefSeq and is a predicted model, not a curated record. Gene Ontology annotation, molecular function: transcription corepressor binding; transcription cis-regulatory region binding. The coding region runs from base 103 to 4209 and encodes 1368 amino acids. Gene Ontology annotation, cellular component: nucleus; cytoplasm. Gene Ontology annotation, biological process: circadian regulation of gene expression; negative regulation of transcription by RNA polymerase II; entrainment of circadian clock by photoperiod. The transcript has 24 exons. NCBI's taxonomy places the organism in Eukaryota, Metazoa, Chordata, Chondrichthyes, Orectolobiformes, Hemiscylliidae.
AUGCGUGCAGCCUUGCGAACCAAGUGCAACAUUGCGAGCGAGACUGGAUCGUGCUUUAUUGGCAGUAAGGGGAUCACGGCGGAGUAAGACUGACAUCAGAGAAUGGCUACCUUUUCAGAAUCUGGUUUCCAAGAGGCUGAGUUGGUCCUGCAUUCAAGUAGCGCCGAUAUUCAGGAUCAGACACAAGAUCGGGAAGUACAGCAGCUACAUGAUGAUGUGGAGAUGAAAAGUAAUGGCUCAAGUGGAACUGAUUCAAAUGUGAAUGAAUUUUCAGAAAGCUCAAGCAGUAGUGCUAGUCAAAAUGGAAAAGAUUCAGCUCUACUUUUGGAUUCAUUAGAGAGUAGCAAAAGUACUAAUACAAAGAAAAGAAAACGAAGAUUUGAUGAAGUAUAUAUCCGAAAUAAGAGGCGUCCUUUCAUGCCUCUGUCAUUUGAAAAAUGUAAUCCUACUGACAGUUCCAACUCCCAGAGCCUGUCCCUUCGCAGCAGCUCAAAUGGAUUCAGUCUCAUUAGUGCUAGCUCAGAACAAGACAAUCCCUCAACAAGUGGUUGCAGUAGUGAUCAAUCUGCUAAAGCAAAGACACAGAAAGAGUUGAUAAAAGCCCUAAGUGUCUUAAAAAGACACCUUCCAUCUGAUAAGAUGACUAAAGGAAAAUCCAGGACACUUUCUACACUGAAGUAUGCACUACGAUGUGUAAAACAAGUCAGAGCUAAUGAAGAAUAUUACAAGUUUCGAAUGAAUGAUAACUCUGAACCAAGUAGCUUGAGUAUAAACUCCUUCACCAUUGAUGAGGUCGAGAACAUCACAUCUGAAUAUACAUUGAAAAAUACUGAUAUCUUCGCUGUAACUGUUUCUCUGAUUACGGGACAGAUUGUAUACAUCUCUGACCAAGCCUCCUCAGUUCUGAAUUGCAAUAAAGAUGUCUUCAAAAAUGUCAAGUUCACAGAGCUCCUUGCUCCACAAGAUGUUGGAGUUUUCUACAGCUUUACAAAGCCAUCUCAGCUGCCUCUGUGGAGUGUGUGCACAGCUGCUGAUUCAUCACCACCGGACUGCAUGCAAGAGAAGUCUUUCUUUUGCCGUAUUAGUGGAGAUCGACAGCGAGGUCACAGCAUCCAUUACUAUCCCUUUCGUAUGACAACUUACCUCACAAAGGUGCGGUUAUCUGAAGAUGAUGAUGACCAACUCUGCUGUCUGUUGCUUGCUGAAAGAGUGCAUUCAGGCUAUGAAGCACCAAGAAUUCCUCAUGAUAAGAGAGUUUUUACCACGACACACACUCCCAGCUGCGUAUUCCAGGAUGUUGAUGAGAGGGCUGUUCCUUUGUUGGGUUACUUGCCUCAAGAUCUAAUUGGAAUGCCUGUGCUGAUGCAUCUGCAUCCAGAUGAUCAACCUUUGAUGCUAGGCAUUCAUAAGAAAAUACUGAAACACGCUGGACAACCAUUUGAACAUUCACCUCUCCGAUUCUGCUCUCAGAAUGGUGAAUACAUCACCAUUGAUACCAGUUGGUCAAGCUUUGUUAAUCCAUGGAGCAGAAAAGUGUCCUUCAUAAUUGGAAGGCACAAAGUCAGAACGGGACCAUUGAAUGAAGAUGUAUUUGCUAAUCCGGGAAUUACUGAAACAAAGACGCUCAGUCCUGAAAUCCAGACAAUCACUGAGCAAAUUCGUCAGCUUUUGCUACAGCCAGUUUACAAUAAUGGUUCCAGUGGAUAUGGAAGUUUGGGAAGUAAUGGAUCCCAUGCACAGUUCAUGAGUGUAGCCUCUUCCAGUGAUAGCAGUGGUAACAUUAAUGAAGAAAGUCACUGGAAUAAGCCUAUGACGUUUCAGAAAAUUUGUAAGGAUGUGCAUUUGGUCAAAAAUCAAGGACAAGCCAUGUUCAUUGAGAACAGAGGAAAGAGUGAAUCAAAACGCAGACACAAAAGCGUAACACAACAAAAAGAAACUUGUGGCCAGAGCAAAGACUUUAAAGCCAGCUCAUCCAAGGGUGCUGCACCCAGCAAUGCAGUAAAAAACAUGCUGUCGGAUGAUACAAGAUGCAAGGAACAGCCAGUAUAUUGUUAUCAGCAAAUAAACUGCUUGGACAGUGUAAUAAGGUAUUUGGACAGCUACAAUAUUCCAAGCUCUGUGAAAAGGAAAUGUGAAUCUUCAUCAGCAUCUGAUGAUGAUAAAGAAAAAAAUAACAUACAGGUUUCUAAAGAGGCACCACCGUUACCGCAACAGUCUGUCCGAGUUCCUUUUAAAGUUGCAAAGGAGGUCUCCACUGGAACGGUUGUUGGCACUUCCUUAACACCACUCUCCUUACCAAGAAAGGCAGCAAGUGUCACCAGCCAGUGCAGUUACAGCAGUACUAUUGUCCACGUGGGAGACAAGAAACUACAAGCAGAUGCAGAAAUCUUGUUGGAGGAUGGGCUUGGUACUACUGACUCUGCGGAGAACAUGACAUCUACUACAUUGGUCACCGCUGUGCCUUCUGUGAGCCAGGAAAAGGAACCAUACAAGAAACUUGGCCUCACCAAAGAGGUUUUGGCUGCUCACACUCAAAAGGAAGAACAGAUAUUUUUGAGCAAGUUCAAGGAGCUAAGCAAACUAAAAACAAUAGAGACUUCCUGCAAAUCCUACUUAGAAGAUCAGUACAAAGGUUGUUCAGGAGAUUGUGGCUCUCAAGGAUUCAAACCUGGAUGGAAUCAUGCUGAACCUGUGUACAAAAAAGGCGGAAAGAAUAAGAAGCUGAAAUCGAAACGAAUCAAACAGCAAGAAUUGUCUGACAGUGCUCCGUCUCACACCAACCAUCAUACACCAUCUUCCUGGUCCCCGUCCACUGUCUCUCAGAGUAGAUAUUCAGCUUUACCAUUUACAACAGUUUUGCCACCCUGUCAGCUGCCAGUAUUUUCUCCCCGUGGAGGAAUGCCUCCUACCACUGACCCUUCUCUGUCCAGUUUUGAAAAUGCCCAGGGUGUUCACUGUACCACACAGCCUCCAGCAUACUCUGCACCCCUGGUAACCCCUAUGGUAGCAUUUGUGCUUCCUAAUUACAUGCUGCCUCAGAUGAAUGACAGUGUGCACCAGCCCUUCUUUGCAAGUCAGGCACCAUUCCCUUCACAAUCUGCCUUUUUACCACAGACGCCAUUUCCUGCACAGACUUCAUUCCAGUCUCAGCCACAGUUUGCAUCACAACAUUAUGAUCCACCAGGAGAAGGUGAGAAGGCAGCUGCACCAGAAUCUCGAGGUGCCCCAUCGUGUUGCUGUACUCCACAGUCAGUAGGCCCUCAAGGCCACAGUUCCCCUCCAUUAUUCCAGUCCAGGUGCAGUUCGCCUUUACAGCUAAAUCUGCUGCAGCUGGAAGAAAUGCCCAAAUCAUCAGAAGGAAUUGCAGUUGUUGGACUUGUAGGUGGAAGUGGAUCAAUGGUUGAUGGAGGAGGGAUGAACAAUACUCCCAAUAUUGCGAAUGUGGACAUUGUAAAAGAUGAAGCAGAACUGGCUGUAUCACCUGAUGAACCUCAGAACAGUGAUGCUCACUCCACUUCCACUGAUCUUUUGGAUCUAUUACUUCAGGAUUCACUAUCAGGCACUGGAUCUGCAGGCUCGGGGAGUGCCAGAUCAACAGCCUCAGGCUCUUCAGGCUCUCCUUCGAAUGGGUGUGGAAUGUCAGGAACUGACACAGGAAGCAGUCAUCUAAGCAACACCAGUAAAUAUUUUGGAAGCAUUGAUUCCUCGGAGAAUGAUCACAAGUCAAAACUCGGAAACUCCAAGAAGACUGACCACCUCGCUAAUUGUGUACUCCAGGACCCAGUCUGGCUCUCAAUGGCAAAUAUAGAUGAAAGAACAAUGAUGACCUACCAACUUCCAUCCAGGGACAUUGAAACUGUUUUAAAAGAAGACCGAGAAAAGCUGAAAAUGAUGCAGAGAAAUCAACCGAAAUUCACAGAGGAUCAAAAAAAAGAACUCUACGAGGUUUUCCCUUGGUUUAAGACAAAUAUACUGCUAAAAACCUUUGAUAACACAGAUUUGGCUUGCUGGGGGAAAAAUGCAUCACAAAGCAACUCAACAAUAUUCGAUGCGGAAAUCCAUAAUCUAGAAUUGAAUGGGUUGAUGGAACCAAGCCACAAUGUUGGCUAUCCACCCUUGAACUUUCCAAUUGAAGAGCAAAAACGUGCAGAAAUAGCAACCUCUAAUCUAGCAGUAGCAACAACCACAUUUGGAAACUCUGCAAGUUGAAAGUGUUUUGACUUUGUAAACAAACUUCUACUGAAUAGUUAUGAA